UGAGCCUAAACUGAUUUAGACUAUAAUAUAUGUAAUGAUUUACCUAAAAUUAACUUAUAUUUCUUUAUUAUUCAUAGUUUAAGCAAAGUUUUUUUAACAAAGGUAUAAAUGGAUAGUAAACAUAAAAACCCAGCACAUGAGGGUCGCGGGACUGUGGUGAUGUGGCAUAGUUGAAUCAAGUAUAAUGAUAUCUGACAGUGAUUAAAAUCACUAUCAUAAGAAACGCUUCGAUGCAAAUCUUUAGAUAGUUUUUAAUUUUAAAAAAAUUGGUGGAUUAUUACAAAAGCUAUCAGAUCUGCUGUUCCUGAUUAAGAUAAAUGUUGUAUGAACCACAGCUUGAAACACAAAAUGACAGAUUUAAUAGUAUGGUUUACAGAUUAGUUAAUAUUCCGAUGAAUAAAAUAGAUUUUGAUAAAGAUCUGGACGUUAAAAGAGAAAUAGCCAGAUUUAAUUGUCAUAACGAAAACAUUAUAGAAACCUAUCAGAUGGAUUGCUGUUGCGGGGAUCUACACGAGACUAAAUUUAAUGAAGUAGUAGAAGAUUUGAGGAUCUGUAUUGCAAGCAUUGAAAAUUUACCAGACACUUAUAAAAGAUAUGCUAACAUUGAAAUUCUUAAGGGACAUGUACAAGAAUUUCGGAAGAUGUAUAAUAAUGAAAAAAAUAAUCAACAUAAUUUAGAGAAAUUAGAUAAUGAAUUGGCUUUAAGUUUUUGUGUUCCAAUUGUUGAAAAUCAAGAUUUGAUUAAAAGUCUAUCACAAUGCGUAAAAACAUUUCGUGAAAACUUGUAACAAUAUAGUAAAUUAACUCUAUGUUGUAGAAUUGUGCGAUGCGACCGCGAUGUCUGUUAUAAUAGGAACCAAAAAAGUUUUAAAUAUUAAUCAUACAAAUAUAUACUAUUCCUACAUUAUUUUUUUCAAUUCUUAAAUAUUUUUAACGACAUAUAAUUAAUUAAUAAACUAAUGUACAAAACAAUUUAAUUUUAGUUUAUUUGAUAGUUUAUGCUCUUAAAAUUUAACAUAAAAUUUUUCGCAAAAAUCAACCUCUACACAGGUGAUCGAUUAUUGGCUGGUAAGAAACUUAUUUUUUCAGAAAUUAUUGAAAAUUAAUAAUUUUUGUGAGUGAAAAUUUAUUUGGUUCAAUAAAGUCAACAAUAAUAUAUGAUUAAAUUAUUUUUUUUUUUAUCUUCAGGGUGAAAAAUUGAAUUUUCUCAGAUGGGAUCCCCUAUGUUGAAUAUGAUAAUACUAUAGGGAAAACAAAUUACAAACAAUUUUAUUCUUACUUUUUUUUUUAUUUCAUGGCUCCUUCAUUCAUUACAGCAAUUUGAUUUAAAGAGUGGAUAAUUAUCGCGGGCAUAGUACAUAAUGUAAACUUUAUAUACACCAGUAUGAACUCUCUACGAUAAAACAAAAUUUUUUAAGGUAAAAUUCGAAUAGUAAUAAACCCAGUGAGUAAAAAUUGUUU
Molecule: messenger RNA, 1461 nt
Organism: Daktulosphaira vitifoliae (grape phylloxera)
Lineage: Eukaryota; Metazoa; Arthropoda; Insecta; Hemiptera; Phylloxeridae
Exons: 5
Coding region: 318-788 (156 amino acids)
Source: RefSeq, a predicted model, not a curated record